GCAGUUAUUGGGUGUUUAUGUUUAAUACUUUUUAUUAAUUUUCGGAAAGGAUUCAUUCUCUCAAACAGGAUCUGAUGAUACAAUUACGGUUCACUGUUGAGCAAAUGCAGACACGAAACAAAACCAGGAUCAGUAAAGCUGAGGACUGUGCCUGGAUGCGCGGAUGCCGAGAGAGGCCGGGAUUCCGCGCAGCCUUCGGGGUUGUUCCGGCUCCCCCCGGCAGGGGGCGCCCCGACGGACUCGAGGGGGCGGAGACCUCGAGGGGGCGGGACUGCCAGAACCCCCUCCCUCUGGCGCAGCCAUGCCGGGGCCGCGGAAGCGGCUUCCUCGCGAGCAGGAGGCGGAGGCAGCGGCAGACGCGACCCUGGCCAAGGCGCCCUCCCCGCCCCGCCUGGGCGCCGCCUUCUUCGACCAGCCGUGCGUCCGCCUGGCCAGGGCGCUGCUCGGACAGAUCUUGGUCCGGAGGCUUCCAGAUGGGAGAGCGCUCCGGGGGCGCAUUGUGGAAACGGAGGCCUACCUGGGAGGAGAGGACACCGCCUCCCACUCCAGGGGCGGGCGGCAGACUGCCAGGAACACGGCUAUGUUCAUGGCGCCGGGCACUCUGUAUGUGUACCAGAUCUAUGGGAUCUACUUCUGCAUGAACAUCUCCAGCCAAGGGGAGGGGGCGGCCGUCCUGCUGCGCUCCUUGGAGCCCCUGCAGGGCCUGGAGGCGAUGAGAGAGCUGCGCCUGGCUCAGCGGAAAGGGGCCACCCGCUCCCUCAAGGACCGGCACCUGUGCAACGGGCCUUCCAAGCUCUGCCAGGCCCUGGCUGUGGACAAGACCUUCGACCAGCAGGACCUGGCCUGCCAUCCGGCUGUGUGGCUGGAGCCCGGCCUGGACGUGCCCAGGGAGGAAGACGUCAUCUCCGCUCCCCGCAUUGGCAUCAGCGGCGAGUGGGCACAGCAGCCCCUGCGCUUCUACGUGUGGGGCAACCCGUGCGUGAGCGUGACGGACAAGGCGGCCGAGGGGGCCAGAGGCAGCCAGCCGCCAGCGGAGGCCUCUCCCUGCUGCUGAUGCCCAGGAACCGGGGGGUCAGGAGGCUUCCCAGGAUGGGGAGAAUAACAGGGAAGGCCGGGACUUUUUCAGCCUUGUGCAUUUAUUUAUUUCCAAAAUAAAAUAGAUUGUUUUGCUUUGA
Messenger RNA from Podarcis muralis (Common wall lizard), 1175 nucleotides. RefSeq names its product N-methylpurine DNA glycosylase (gene MPG). Gene Ontology annotation, molecular function: alkylbase DNA N-glycosylase activity; DNA binding. Gene Ontology annotation, biological process: base-excision repair. Lineage: Eukaryota; Metazoa; Chordata; Lepidosauria; Squamata; Lacertidae. The record is from RefSeq and is a predicted model, not a curated record.